Messenger RNA from Plasmodium gonderi, 1917 nucleotides. RefSeq lists its product as hypothetical. Gene Ontology annotation, cellular component: mitochondrion. Gene Ontology annotation, biological process: NAD+ metabolic process. The coding region runs from base 1 to 1917 and encodes 638 amino acids. Gene Ontology annotation, molecular function: NAD+ kinase activity. The transcript has 2 exons. NCBI's taxonomy places the organism in Eukaryota, Apicomplexa, Aconoidasida, Haemosporida, Plasmodiidae. The record is from RefSeq and is a predicted model, not a curated record.
AUGCAAUGUCCUAUACACAAGCAUAUAAGGAUUCUCAAUAUAUUUAAAACAGACAAGCGUAUCACAGAGUGGAAGAAGAAAAUAACUACCACCCCUGUCAUGAAUUAUAAAAAAAUGUCCCUAUGUAGCUUUUCCUUUGGAGAUGAUAAAUUUAAGGAUCAUUCAGAUAGUGGAAGCAUUGAAAAGGAUUGGCAAAAGGGUAACUGCAGGAGGAACAAUGAAGAAAAAAAUAGCACUGAAAAUAGUGUGAAAAAAGCUACUGGAAAUAUCAUAGAAGAAUAUACACCCAUUGACGAGUUACAUGCUACAUGUAAUGAAGCACCAAAGGAAGUUAUUUUAAAAAAAUACAAUAGGAUUUUAUUAAUUGAAAAAUACACAAAGUAUGAUAGUCUGAAGAAGCAAGGCUACAAGGAUGAUUACAUUUUACGUAAUCAUUUUUCUGCUUAUAUUUCACAUUUUACACAUACUCUCAUAGUAAACAACGUAAUUAAUAUCUUGAGGACUAAAUACAAAUCCCAUGUUUCAACACUCAAGGCCCACAAGCGGAACAUUGAAAAUAUAAGUAUCAGCAGUUCCAGUAUUUUUUCACCUGAUGCCAUUUUUAGUGUGGGAGGAGACGGAACUUACCUGGAGUCUGCCCACAUAAUCGCUAACAAAUACAUUGUAGAUGAAAAAACAAGUCAACGGAACAAACACAUAGAGCUAGUUGGGAUCAACAGUGAUCCCAGAGGGUCAGAAGGAAAGCUGUGUCUCGAAUAUUUCCAUUUAGGAAUAGAAAACGAAUGCAACUAUUCAUAUGCAUCAUUUAAAGAGUUCGAAAAAGUUUACCAAAAAAAAAAAAAAAAAAAAAAAUUUAUUUUCACUGAUGUAUCAAAUUUGAUAAAAAAUCUCAAGGAACGUGAAAAAAAAGUAGAAAUGAUGUUACAUAAAAAACAUGACAAAGAAAAAAUAGAAGAAAUGGAUUUUAAACAUGCGAACACCAUUGAGCGAAUUUUUCAGAAUAACAGUUUGUCUUAUGGUGAAAUAUCCUUUGAAUCUUUGACGUCACAAGCGAAAGAUGAAAAUUGUCAUAAUUCCAAUUUUAAGAAUGUCCAAGAAAAUGAGAAAUGUUUGAAACCUAAUCAGAGUGAUACAAUGGAAAUGUUAGAACAGGCAGAAAUAGAUAUACCAAAUGAAAUGUGCGAAAAGAAAAGAGUACAUGACAACAAUUCCUUUUCUAAUUUAUUAACAAUAUCUUCUCCAGCGACAGUAGAAGGGAAUAUACACUCAGAGAACCUCAUUAUAAGCGCAAAGGAAUAUGCAAAAAGUACGUUAAGGUGUUUUUUCGAAACAGAUAAACAUAAAAAAAUCCAUAGGAAUUAUAUUACUGUUCAUAUAAAAAAGUCGAACGAAGAUGAAGGGAAGAUGUAUAGGAGCAUUAAUGAAGUUUACAUUUACGAAGCAGUAAAAAAUAAUAUAUGUACAUACAUAAAUGUUGAUAAUAAAUUUGUUAAAAAAUUAAAAAGUACAGCAUUGUUAAUAACUAGUGGAACUGGUUCAACCGCUUGGGCAUACAAUGUAAACAAAAUUGAUAAAAAAAAAAUGAAAAAUAUAAUUAACGAAUUCUUAAGUAUACAAAAUGAUGUCGUUAAACAAAAUAUAAAACCAAUAAAUUAUGACAUUUUUUCGGAAUAUAUUAAUAAUUCUAUUUGUUUUCACCCAAAUAGCAAAUAUAUGAAAUGUAUUGUCAAAGAGCCAGUGGAAAAUAGUGUGUACAAUUCAACUGACCAUAUAUAUAACUGUAAAUAUAUGAACAUAAUGACUUGUACUAGCAACACAAUUGUGUAUAUAGAUGGUAUAUACAACAUUAAAAUACAACCUAAUGACUCUGUCAUUCUGAAUAUCAAGGAUGACGAUUUUAUCGUCAGUUAUAAAUAG